Molecule: messenger RNA, 1827 nt
Organism: Neurospora tetrasperma FGSC 2508
Lineage: Eukaryota; Fungi; Ascomycota; Sordariomycetes; Sordariales; Sordariaceae
Product: alpha-glucosidase
Exons: 1
Coding region: 1-1827 (608 amino acids)
Biological process (GO): oligosaccharide catabolic process
Molecular function (GO): alpha-amylase activity
Source: RefSeq, a predicted model, not a curated record
AUGGGUUCCGUAAACGACACCUCCCUUUGCAUGGGCAAGAUUCCUUGGUGGAAAGAAGCUGUCUUCUACCAAGUCUACCCAGCUAGCUUCAAAGACACCAACAAUGACGGCUGGGGUGACAUCCCCGGCCUCAUCGCCAAAAUCGACUACCUCCACGACCUAGGCGUCAAUUGCGUGUGGCUGUCUCCCAUGUUCGAAUCUCCCCAAAAAGACAUGGGCUACGACAUCUCCGAUUACCAAGCCGUCUACUCCCGUUAUGGCACCCUCUCCGACGUCGACAACCUAAUCGCCGCCUGCCACGCCCGCGGCAUGAAGCUGAUUCUCGACCUGGUCGUCAACCACACUUCCGACCAACACCCGUGGUUCCAAGAAUCGCGCUCCUCUAAAACCAAUCCCAAGCGCGACUGGUACAUGUGGAAGCCGGCCCGCUACGACGCCAACGGAAACCGCAUGCCGCCCACCAACUGGCGCAGCUACUUUGCCGGUCCCACCUGGACCUGGGACGAGCUGACCCAAGAGUACUACCUGCACCUGUACGACACUUCCCAACCCGACCUAAACUGGGAGAACGAAGAGUGUCGUAAGGCCAUCUACAACGAGGCCAUGCGCUUCUGGCUCGAUCGUGGCGUCGACGGCUUUCGCAUCGACACCGUCAACAAGUACUCUAAGCGCACUGACUUUCCUGAUGCGCCGGUCACCAUGCCAGGCGAGACGGACCAGCCCGCCGCGGAAAUGUGGUGCAACGGGCCGCGCAUCCACGAGUUCAUCCGCGAAAUGAACGAGCAGGUGCUGGCGCCGUACAAUGCCGUCUCGGUGGGCGAGCUGUCCAACACGCCUCUGCCGAGCCAGGUCCUGCCGUAUGUGUCGGCUGCGGCCAGGGAGCUGGAUAUGGUGUUUGAGUUUAGUACCAUCCGCUUGGGCACGGGCGGGCCGUUUCAUGGCAAGUAUUUGUACAGAGAGUUCCCGCUGUCGGAGCUGAAAGCGUAUGUGGCGACGUGGCAGCAGUGGCUGGAGGGUACGGAUGGGUGGCACACGGUGUUUUGCGAGAAUCAUGAUAACGGGCGGGCGGUGUCAAGGUUUGGAGAUGAUUCGACUGUGGAGUCGUGGGAGGCGAGCGCAAAGACUAUUGCGUUGUGGCAGGCGACGCUGACGGGGACCAUUUUCUUGUAUCAGGGGCAGGAGAUCGGUAUGGUCAAUAUGCCGAAGGAGUGGGCGAUUGAGCAGGAGUAUAAGGAUGUUGAGAGCUUGAACUUUUACAGAGAGGCAAAGGCGUCUGGGGAUGCAGAGAGGAUAAGGAAGACGGAGGAGGGUCUGAGGAUCCUGGCGAGAGAUCACUCGAGGAUACCGAUGCAGUGGGAUGCAUCACCCAAUGCGGGCUUCACAUCUGCUGGAGUGUCGCCGUGGAUGAGGGUGCAUGAUGGGUUUAAAGAUCUGAGUGUGGAGAAGCAGGAGGGAGAUGAGGAGUCGAUCCUUGGGUUCUACAAGAAGAUGUUGAAGUUGAGGAAGGAGUACGCCGGGCUGUUCGUGCAUGGUGCGUUCAGGCCUGUACUGCAAGAGGACGAGACACUGUUUGUUUACGUCAAGGACGAUCAAGGUUCGGAAGAGAGUGGUGUCCAGGCAGACAAGAAGAGGAAGGCAUUAGUCGUCAUGAAUUUCUCUGGAAAGCCGGCUAUCCUUCAGGAGCAUAAUCUCAAUGUGGCAGCUACGCUGGGAUCCAAACACGGGGGGGAGCGGCUGUUGGUGACUACUCUGAAGAAGAAGGAUUUGUCUAUGAUGGAAGCUGGCACAUUAAAGCCAUGGGAAAGCAGAGUGUAUCUGAGCUAUUGA